AUGGAUAGUAACAGGGACGAAGAGGAACCGUUUGUUGUUGCUGCUUCUGUUCAUAAUUCGGAGAUUCAGACCACUCUCAACACUAAGGAUGAUCUGGGCACGAUUUCCCUAGGGAUACUGUAUGUGUCUUUCACAUUCUUCUCUUUAGUUGCUUCUUUGGUGGUUCGAUUUCUGGGGUCAAAGAAUGCUGUGCUUCUCGGUACUUCUGGUUAUUGGCUAUUCAUUGCUGCCAAUUUGAAGCCCAAUUGGUAUACAAUGGUGCCAGCUUCUUUGUACCUUGGCUUUGCUGCUUCAAUAAUAUGGGUUGGACAGGGUACAUAUCUCACUUCCACGGCUCUCAGUCAUGCAAGAGAUUGCCACUCACAUGAAGGAACUGUCAUUGGCAACUUCAAUGGAGAAUUUUGGGGAUUGUUUGCUAGCCACCAGUUUGUUGGAAAUCUGCUCUCUCUUGCUAUUCUGAGAACUGGAACCGUAUGUGCUAUUCUUCUGGAGGGAAGUACCAGCAGCAUAACUUUAUUGUUCCUUGUGUUUCUUUGUAGUAUGACCUUAGUAUCCCUGUUGAAGUCAGUUAUCACUCCAUUGCUUGAUAUACGGAUGCUAUUGACCAUCCCCUUGAUUGCAUAUUCAGGAUUACAACAAGCAUUUGUGUGGGCUGAAUUCACCAAGGAAAUUGCAACUCCAGCACUUGGUGUAUCUGGUGUUGGAGGUUCAAUGGCUGUAUAUGGUGCUUUUGAUGCAAUAUGUUCACUCGCUGCUGGAAGACUCACCUCUGGUAUUUUUUCAAUCACUUGGAUUGUCUCUGCUGGACUUUUUCUUCAGGCUGUUGUAUUUCUCUGGAUUCUGCUAAAAUACAGUGUAACUAGUGGGUUGCUUGGCAUCUUAUACCCACUUCUCAUGGCAGCCAUGUUGGGCAUUGGUGAUGGAGUAUUCAAUACACAACUUAAUGCUUUGCUUGGAAUACUUUUCAAGCAUGAUACGGAAGGAGCAUUUGCACAGCUCAAGCCCGUACAUCUCGCUGCAGGUGAUGCUGGCCAUUAUGCUUGCAGCACUGUUUGUAGCAGCUGGCGGAUUUUUGGUAUUGACUCUCCAGAUAGAGAAAGCUUUCUCCUCUCCAAGUUGAUGAUUUUAUCGAAGCUGUCGUAUGGUGAAGUAGUUGAGAUGAUGUCUUUCCCCUUCACUUAUCUCCGCCGUAGGCUUUCAUGGCCUCUGAUAUUCUAUUCUGCUACAUGGACGUCUCUCCUAACACUGACAGUGGCAGUGGCCUCAUUCUCCCCUGAAGUUGCUUUUGUAGCAACAAUAUCUUCGUUUUCGCUAGGGUGUGAACAGGAGGGAACUGUUAGAGUUCCACUAGACGUGCCAGGAGAGAUCAUGUGCUUGCCCGCUCACCUCUUCAAAAGGUCCACCGUCACUGAUUCCAUUGUUUCUCUCCUCUUUGCAGCGCUAGUGGUGGUUGUCUCUGCUUGGGUGGUUCGAGCCAUGGGCUUGUGGGAGGACGAUGAGGCCACCCUCUUAUGA
Messenger RNA from Dovyalis caffra, 1515 nucleotides. The record is from the annotation of a GenBank genome assembly. NCBI's taxonomy places the organism in Eukaryota, Viridiplantae, Streptophyta, Magnoliopsida, Malpighiales, Salicaceae.